Onychostoma macrolepis is the source of this 3486-nucleotide messenger RNA. RefSeq lists its product as uncharacterized. Bases 1941 to 2855 code for a protein of 304 amino acids. The transcript is spliced from 2 exons. NCBI's taxonomy places the organism in Eukaryota, Metazoa, Chordata, Actinopteri, Cypriniformes, Cyprinidae. The record is from RefSeq and is a predicted model, not a curated record.
ACACAGACAAGCACAUCAGUAUACAUCGUGAACAUUUUUGUGCAAUUCUACAUAUGAAAUGAACAUUACUUUCCGUACCUGUUACAUUUGCACUAGGCUAUUGGCUGGGCUAAUCAGAAGCCGGCCACAGCUAUUUUCACUAAAGUCUGUUAGACUGUAUUUAUCAGAUGUCCGAGCGCUGACGUGGAAGCGGCAGCGGAAGUGUUCAGCCUCCUUGUGUGAAGACCGAAGAGUGUAAAGACCAACGACUUUUUCCUGCGCGACUUUAACUGAGCAACGACACCAAGCUACACCCUUAAGUAUCAUUUUUUCCUUCCCUCACACACUCUCCUUUCCUAUCCUCUUUCCUUCUACCUCUAUCAUGUGUUUCCAAAACAUUCCGGUUUACUCUCAACCACGCUCUAACAUCACACGUAAAUGGCAACGUAAUCCUGCUAACCUGCGCAACUAUCUCUACCUCUUCCACUACACCUCUUUCUUUCUCUGUGGGUCUCUGGAAUUGUCAGUCAGCUGUCAACAAAGCUGACUUCAUUUCUGCUUUUUCUUUACAAUCCACACUCAGCAUCUUGGGCUUGACUGAGACCUGGAUUCGUCCAGAAGACUCAGCAACCCCAGCUGCUCUCUCUAAUAAUUUUGCUUUCUCUCACACUCCACGCCAAGUUGGCCGGGGUGGGGGCACUGGUCUGCUCAUUUCAAACAAUUGGAAAUACUCAACCCGCUCUCCCCUGUCACGAAUCCAGUCUGUGCACUUCCGUUCAUUCACCACCGGAGGUCACUCGCUCAUCAUAUUGACUUUCACACCACACAUCUCAAUGGACUGCGUUUCCCAUCAGCCAUCUCACUAAUCACACGCUCACCUGAUCACACGCACACAGCUGUAACCAAUCACACACACUAUUUAAGCCAUGGACUUUCUCUCCCUCGUUGCCGAGUAUUGUAUGCAUUAUCGCUGCCCUACAGAGCCCCAUUAGUUUUCCUAGUCUUUCCUAGCCUUGCCUUGCCUUGCCUUGCCUUGCCUUGCCUAACCUCGCCUUUGUCGGAUUGUGUUUUCACCUGCCUGGACAAUCGCUCACGUUUUGGAUUACCUCUCUUGUCUAGCCCUCUUGAUACUGUUCGCUGUAGCCUGACCCACGCCUGUUUCAGAUAACUCGUUGCAUUGCCUUUAUAUACCUGUCUGCCAUUGUUCGACCCUGCCUGUUUGACCACGUCUCUGUUUCAAUAAAGCUUGCAUAUGGAUCCGCACGUCUCACGUCUCGUCAGCCCCGUAACAUCCCCUAUGCAAUUACAACUCAUUCGAAUCUCAUGCCAUUACUGUAUCAGCUCCUAUAAAACUCCAUAUUGUGGUAAUUUACCGUCCUCCUGGCCAAAUUCUAGCCACCUUCCUAGAGGAGCUGGACGGGCUGCUGUCCUCUUUCGUGGAGGAUGGCAUUCCACUCUUAGUCUUUGGUGAUUUCAACAUUCACCUAGACAAGCCUUAUGCUACAGACUUCCAUUCACUCCUAGCUUCAUUUGAUCUCAAACGCAUUACCACUACUAGCACGCACAAAUCAGGCAACCAACUUGAUUAAAUUUACACACGCAAUUGUACUGCAGAUAACAUUCUGGUACAACCACUAACAUAUCUCUGACCAUUUCUUCAUUACAUUUACAUUACAUUUUGCUACCCGUGUGCCACCAACCCCCCUACCGGUUACUUUUAGACGAAACCUACGCUCCCUUUCUCCCUCCCAUCUUUCCUCUGUAGUAUCCUCCUCUCUUCCCUCACCUACCCAUUUCUCAUCUCUGGAUGUGAAUGCAGCUACUGACACUUUAUACUCUACCUUAACCUCUUGUCUAGACGACAUUUGUCCUCUCUCCUCUAGGCCAGCAAGGGCUGCCCCUUCUAACCCCUGGUUACUAAACUCAGAGCGGCAGAGAGAAAAUGGUGCAAAUCAAACGAUAUGUUGGACCUGAGUAGGUAUCAGUCUUUGAUGUCAUCUUUCUCUGCUAAAGUCCACACUGCCAAAUCCUCACAUUUCCACAACAAGAUCAACAGCGCUCCAGACAUGCGUAAUCUCUUCAGAACAUUUAAUUCUCUCUUCUGUCCCCCUCCAACACCUCCCACAACCUCUAUUACAGCUGAUGACUUUGCCACUUUUUUCACAGGCAAAACUAGAUCGAUCAGUGGUCAGUUCUCACCUCCACACACACAGGACCCCCAACCAACCACAUCCACUGCUAAAACUCCAAUCUUCUCCUUCUGUCCCCUGACUGAGGCUGAAGUAUCAAAACUCCUCUCCAACCAUCCUACAACAUGUCCUCUUGACCCAAUCCCCUCACACCUUCUCCAAGCAACACAUCCCACCUUACAGGCAUCUUCCCCACUGCGUUCAAGCAGGCUCAGAACAACAAACUGGACGCUAAACAGUCAGGUUUCAGGAGUGGCCAUUCAACUGAGACUGCGCUACUCUCGGUCACUGAAGCCCUGCGAAUUGCAAAAGCCCAUUCCAAAUCAUCAGUCCUCAUUCUGCUGGAUCUGUCUGCUGUUUUUUUACACUGUCAAUCAUCAGAUACUCCUGUCCACCCUCUCAUCACUGGGCAUCACCAGGAUUCCACUUCACUGGUUUGAAUCCUAUCUCACUGGUAGGUCUUGGCCUGGGGAGGGGAGGUAUCCAAAGCCCAUGGACUGGUCACUGGGGUUCCUCAGGGAUCGGUUCUUGGACCCCUCCUCUUCACAUACACUACAUCACUGGGUCCCAUCAUACAGGCACAUGGAUUCUCCUACCAUUGCUACGCUGAUGACACACAGUGUGCCUGGCGGACAUCUCGACAUGGAUGAAAGAACAUCACCUACAGCUCAACCUGGCAAAGACUGAGCUACUCGUCUUCCCUGCCACUCCGACUCUACAGCAUGACUUCACGAUCCAGUUAGGUUCAUCAACAACUACCCCAUCAACUUCGGUCAGAAAUCUUGGUGCAAUCUUUGAUGACAGCUGACCUUCAAAGACCACAUUGCAAAGACUGCUCGAUCUUGCAGGUUUUCACUACACAACAUCAGAAAGGCCCUUUCUGACAGAGCAUGCUGUACAACUUCUUGUCCAGGCCCUUGUCAUUUCUAGGCUGCAAUGCUCUUCUGGCUGGACUUCCAUCAAACACAGUCAAAGCUCUAUAAAUGAUUCAGAAUGCAGUGGCACGACUGGUCUUCAAUGAACCCAAAAGAGCCCAUGUUACACCUCUCUUUAUCUCCUUGCACUGGCUACCGGUCGCAGCUCGCAUCAAGUUCAAGACACUGAUGCUUGCAUAUAGAACAACCACAGGCUCAGCACUCGCCUACUUGCACUCACUAUUAAGAAUCUACAUCCCCUCCAGAAGUCUGAGAUCUGCUAGUGAGCGACGACUCGUGGCACCAUCACAGAGAGACUCAAAAUCACUCUCCAGAACAUUCUCGUUCACCAUUCCUGGCUGGUGGAAUGAUCUUCCCACCCUUAUCCGGAGUGCUGGAUCCCU